Molecule: messenger RNA, 757 nt
Organism: Trichomonas vaginalis G3
Lineage: Eukaryota; Parabasalia; Trichomonadida; Trichomonadidae
Product: zebrafish ch211-108c17.2-related family
Exons: 1
Source: RefSeq, a predicted model, not a curated record
AUGGGCCAUAUUGUUCACCCAAAACGGAAAACAAAGGCAAUGCAUAACAUUUUACUCCACGAACGUCGUCGACUCUCAGCGCGACAGAUGCUUGGUGCUUGCAUAAUGACCGGAAUGCCAUAUACAAAAGGUGCUCGCUUUCUUUCUCUUUGUGGAACUAAGCCCCCUGUGAAGAGUGGUGUCAUGAGACAACAGAGAUUUUGUGACGAUAAGAUUAGAAGACUUAAAAGUAUUUCCCUAAUGCUGUCGAGAAAGUCCUUCAGUGGUUACUUAUCCAUUGAUGCAAGAUGGACGCACAGGCGAAACUCGCCAAGUUGUACAGUAACUGCGCUCGAUGCUGUCACAAAAAGAGUUCUUGCAUGCGUGAACAUCAACCAUAUUGGUGGAAACAGACAGCAUGCUCAGUAUUCCGGAGCUUCCAACAAUAUGGAAAGUGCUGGAACUCGAAUCAUCUUGAAGCAAUUAAAGAAAUACAAUAUCUUGAAAGAUGUUAAAGAGAUUAUUAAAGACCGAGAUAACAAAAGUGUCUCUGUCUUUAAAGAAUUUGGCGUCUCUCAUCUUGAAAGAUUCGAUCCAGGUCAUGUAUCAAAAAAUAUCUCAAAAGAUUUUACAAAGUUCUCAGCUUCUCAUAAGACAGUUGAAGUUUUCAACGACAAGACUCAGAAGAUUGAAAAAAUAGAGAGACCUUUCUGGGGUCUGAAUGCAAGCCUAAGUAUGUGGCUUUGGUCAUGUUUUGCCGAAGAAAAUAUUGACAAAC